Spea bombifrons (plains spadefoot toad) is the source of this 818-nucleotide messenger RNA. RefSeq names its product presequence translocase associated motor 16 (gene PAM16). Bases 125 to 505 code for a protein of 126 amino acids. Gene Ontology annotation, biological process: protein import into mitochondrial matrix. The record is from RefSeq and is a predicted model, not a curated record. NCBI's taxonomy places the organism in Eukaryota, Metazoa, Chordata, Amphibia, Anura, Pelobatidae. Gene Ontology annotation, cellular component: TIM23 mitochondrial import inner membrane translocase complex. The transcript is spliced from 5 exons.
UGUAUGCUGCGCCCUGCGUAUGGGUGUACCAAGAUGGCCGCGCACAGCGCUCUGCUUCCGGUUACCCUCUUCCCUCUGACACUGCCGCUAACCUUGAGUUCUCCGAACUGGUUGCCGGGGAAAGAUGGCCAAAUACUUGGCACAGAUUGUGGUGAUGGGGGCGCAGGUGGUGGGGAGAGCUUUUGCACGCGCCCUGCGUCAGGAAUUUGCGGCAAGCAGGGCAGCUGCUGAAGCUAGAGGCGGUCGAGCCGGGAAGGAAUCUGCAGCCGCCAGCAGCUUGUCUGGCAUAAGCAUCCAGGAAGCCCAGCAGAUACUGAACAUCUCCAAGAUGACGCCUGAAGAGAUCCAAAAGAACUACGAUCACCUUUUCAAAGUAAACGACAAAUCCGUCGGUGGAUCCUUCUACCUGCAGUCAAAGGUGGUUCGAGCCAAGGAGCGACUGGACCAAGAGAUACUUAUUCAGACAAAAGCACAACAAUCGAAAGAGCAAUCUAAAGAGACGUGACCCUGAUUUCAUCGUUGUCUUGCACCGUUAAAUCUUAUACUUCUGGCGAAAGCAACCUGCAUCUCUCCGGUCUAAUAAGCUACAGCUGCCAUGAUGCUCUUACAGACACUUGUUAGCGGUGGGUCAUGGGAGUUGUAGUUUAUCCUCGGCUGGAUAGUUGCAGGAUUUUUUUUUUUGUCUUGAAGGCCAACAACCCGUCACAGAACAUCGUCACAGCCCAUCGGGAGUAUGAAAUAGGCCAGUCUGGCAGCAAACUAGAUGCACAUUGUAAUUUAUAGCUGCAACAAUAAAGAUUCAUUAUUGUUUUGUUUAA